Camellia sinensis is the source of this 1290-nucleotide messenger RNA. RefSeq lists its product as uncharacterized. NCBI's taxonomy places the organism in Eukaryota, Viridiplantae, Streptophyta, Magnoliopsida, Ericales, Theaceae. The record is from RefSeq and is a predicted model, not a curated record.
AUGACUCGUAUGAACCUCACAAUUAGAGAACUCACAGCUAGUACUUUGUUUCCUGUCAUCAAUGCAAGAACGUCCUAUAAUUUGUUGCUUGGGCGACCCUGGGUCCAUGGAAAUGGUAUAGUUAUGUUAACUCUCCAUCAAUGUUUUAAAUUUGACCAAGGUGGAAUAAAGACGGUGUUAGCAGAUGACAAGCCAUUUACAGAAACUGAGUCUCACUUUGCUGAUGCAAAAUUUUAUUUGGAUUCCAAUGGGAUACCUAAAGUUAUUCCAGUUGAAAUCCCUUCUGUAAGAAAAGAGAAAAUGAAUGAAGAAAAACAAGUUGUGUUGGACUUCUCAAGGGAAGACGUAUCAAGUGGCAAAAGAGCCACAACAACAUCCUUUAUCCUCAAAAUGCCAUGCAAUGACACAAGUCUUCAGGGAUUUGUUAGGCCUUCACAAAAUUCUAUCGAACACGGCUCCUUACCUGAAGGACGAAUGGAAGGGUUUGAUCCACAAGCAUACAAGCUUCUAGCCAAGUCAGGUUAUGACUUUGCUGAUCCCUCAUCACUAGGAGAGUUAAGUCUUGAACUUAUAGGUGAGAAAGUUCAUGGUCUUAAUGAAACUCAGAGAAAGUUAAGAAAAGGCAAGAACAAGAGAAGUACAACGACAAUUGAGUUGAAUUCUACAAAGGAGGAUGAUGAGACUCGAAGUUUGAUUCUUUCUCGCAUGAAACACAUGACAUCACUUGAAGUUAGUGUUGAAGGUCCGCUUAAGGUCAAAAGGCACACUAUCAUACUAACUGGAGAAGUUAAGACUCAAGCGGAAAGUAAAAGAGAAGAAGAAAUUGAACAUGUUGGUUCUCACCAUGUAACAGUUGAAGAAGACUCUAGCUCAGAUUCGGAGGAUGAUGAUCUCCAAGAAGCUCCACCAGAACUUGAAGAUGGGGGGCAAUCAACUGUUGACAAUUUGAACAACUUGGGAACUCCUGAUGACCCUCGACCAAUCUUUGUGGGAACACUCUUAACGCCUGAGGAUGAAAAGACAUUUUUUGAACUGCUCCUCGAAUAUAAAGAUGUCUUCGCAUGGGCGUAUAAGGAUAUGCCAGGUUUAAGUCCAAAGGUUGCUGCCCAUCACCUUGGGAUCAAACAUGGUAUACGACUAGUAAAGCAGGCUCAUCGAUGCAUCAGACCUGAGCACAUCCUUAAAGUGGAAGAAGAAGUCGACAAGUUGAUCAAAGUUAGGUUCAUACGUGAAGUAAAAUAUCUGACAUGGAUAUCAAGUAUGGUCCCAGUAGUCAAGAAGAAUGGAUAG